This is a messenger RNA of Gongylonema pulchrum, 352 nucleotides long. NCBI's taxonomy places the organism in Eukaryota, Metazoa, Nematoda, Chromadorea, Rhabditida, Gongylonematidae. The record is from the annotation of a GenBank genome assembly.
AUGUGCAAGACUGUGACAAUGAGCAUGAGCUAAGCGCCUACCUAAAUCCAAUGAAUCCGUGUCGCUACGGUGGCUGCGCCAUUGAAACGUUUCCAACAGCGCCUCUUCUAAAGUACUUGAAAUGCAAUUGCGUACUGCAGUACACCGGAGAAUAUUGCACUGAGUUGGUUGAUGGAGCGGUUGGGCGAGAGAUCGUGCGUUUUUCUCCAUUCAUUGCACACAUAUGCUCAACUGUAUGCAUAUUUAUUAUUUUCUUCUGCUGCAGAAGGGCUGUGUACGUUAUUUUUACUUACUUUACGAGCAGUACAAAAAAAUGCAGUAAAAAAGCUAAUAUUGUGCAUAUGCAUUAGUA